UAUAAUGUAAUUGAAAUGUGGGAGCAUGAGUUUGAGAUGAAAAAGAAAACAGAUGAAAAAGUAAAAUAUUUUCUUCUAAGUCACGAGCUUCAGGAUCGAUUGAAUCCUAAAGAUGCUUUCUUCGGCGGGCGGACAAAUGCCAUUCAGCUGUAUUAUGAGGGUGAUGCAAAGUAUGUGGAUUUCACUUCACUGUAUCCAUGGGUCAAUAAAUACUGUUUGUACCCCGUCGGACACCCUAAUAUUAUUACUGAAAAUUUUGAUGCCUUGGAAAACUAUUUCGGUAUUAUAAAGUGCCGAAUACUGCCUCCUCGAGGUUUAUACCUCCCCGUAUUGCCGUACAGAGCACAAAAUAAACUGAUGUUUCCCCUCUGCAAGACUUGUGCUGAAUUAAUGUAUCAAGGCAUUUGCCAGCACUCAGAUGAUGAGAGAGCCAUCAUUGGCACAUGGGUGACUGAAGAAGUCAAAUUAGCAGUGAAAAAAGGUUACUGUAUAACAAAGAUUUAUGAAGUGUACCAUUUUUCUCAAUUUACGGAUACUCUAUUUCAAUCUUAUAUCAACUUGUUUUUAAAAAUAAAACAAGAAAGCAGCGGCUGGCCAGCCGAUUGUGUAAGCUCGACCGAACGAAAACGCUACAUUGAAGCCUAUUUUGAGCGAGAGGGUGUGCAGCUUGAUGAAUUUAAUAUUAAGAAGAAUCCUGGAAGACGGCAAGUAGCCAAAUUGGCUUUGAACAGCUUCUGGGGGCGAUGGGGAAUGAACCUGAACAAGAUACGUUUGACUUAUGUUCAUACAUUACCUGAUUUCAAUAAAUUAUUAGCAGAUCCAACAAAAAAUAUCAAAGACUUAUAUUUUCCGACUCCUGAAGUAGCUGCUGUGCAAUGGGACUAUAAACAUUAUUUUGUUCCACAGGACACAUCCACAAAUGUGUUCUUGGCAGCUUUUACUACUGCAUGGGCACGGUUAAAGCUUUACAGUGAAAUGGAGAAGUUGGGCCGUGCUGUGUUGUAUCAUGACACGGAUUCAAUUAUAUACGCAAGCGAUUUUACCAACGAUCCGCCUCUUGGUAAUUUUUUUUUGGGGGAUUUUACAGAUGAACUCAAUGGAGAUACUAUUACUACAUUUGUCUCUGGUGAGCUUCAUUUUUAUUUUUAUUUUUUAUUAGGUUGA
Messenger RNA from Stegodyphus dumicola, 1164 nucleotides. RefSeq lists its product as uncharacterized. The record is from RefSeq and is a predicted model, not a curated record. NCBI's taxonomy places the organism in Eukaryota, Metazoa, Arthropoda, Arachnida, Araneae, Eresidae.